Molecule: messenger RNA, 1602 nt
Organism: Rodentolepis nana
Lineage: Eukaryota; Metazoa; Platyhelminthes; Cestoda; Cyclophyllidea; Hymenolepididae
Source: the annotation of a GenBank genome assembly
AUGAUUAUAAUUAAUUUUGUUUGCAUUUCCUUCAUUCUUUUUGGACUAAUAACUGGAAAUCCGGAUCCUUUUACUUUCCUCGUCUCGAACAAAUUUGGCCAACUUAGUCUUGAAUCCCCUACCCAAACUCGAGUAUUAGUCGAUGGAUUAAUUGCUCCCAAUGCAUUUGAUUAUAGCUUUAAUGAUAAGCUGGUGUUUUAUGUUGGAGAUCAUCAGACGCAGCAUUCUGAUUUCAUUUCGGUUAUUAAGGCCUUUAAUUUGACUGAUUUCCGUGCACACAAUGUAUAUAAAUUUGACCACGGUGCCAUAAACGCUCUGGCUGUUGAUUGGCAUAAUAUGAUGAUCUACUGGGCUGAUUUCAAAGAAGAAUAUAUUGCAGUUGGAGAAGUCAAUCUAGACCUGAUCACAAUUACCAGACAGAAAAUCAUAGUUUCAAACAAUAUGAGCAACCUGAGAUCUAUUUGUGUUGAUCCUGUUUCGAGGUCUCUCUUUUGGUUAAGAUCUGAAGAGUCUACCUUAAUUGAAAGCUCCGGUUUGGAUGGCAGUGAAAGGAAGACGAUAUUGGAAGAUCUUGGUGUCAUGGCAAGGGACUUGAAAAUCGAUCGCUCAAUUAAUCGCCUAGUUUGGUUUGAUGAAAUACGCAAUCGAUUUGGCUCUUGUAAUUUCGAAGGUGGUGAUGUGACCUAUAUUUCCACUCCAGAUUUGGGACCUGAUCGUCCACAACUUCUCACUGCAUUUGGAGGUCGAAUAUUCUUUUAUAAUGACCUGUCUAUAAGUAGUGUGUUAGCGAAGGAUAAGAUACCAUUUUCAACAAUGGUUCAUAGGCGUUUUGGGCAUCAGAUAUACGCUGCCAUGGUAUUCAGUGGAGCCGACCGAAUUCAAAUUCCAAUGAAAGGAAACUUUACCUGUCUACCGGAAAAAUUUAGACAUCUUUCAACUGCAGAUGAAACAGGAUGCAAUUUUCUGUGCCUUAGUUCACCCUCCAAACCUCAGUACACUUGUACCUGCCCAACAGGGAUUUCUUCAAGUAGAGCUCUUUCCUCACCAAUUUCCACGAAAGGCGAAUCUCAAAUAAAUCUUUCUAACUCAUACAUGUGCCCAAAGAAUCCCGAGAAAUUCCUCCUUGUCGCUCGACCACCGAAAAUUUUUAUGCUUUCUCUAGAUGGUCAACUUACAGAUAGUCCACUUUGGCCAAUCGGGACUUCACCUAAUCCUCGUGGGACUCUUGUUCGUGUUGAUUUUGAUCCUAAAUCGGAGUAUAUUUACUGGGUGGAUAACGCAAUCUAUCGGUUAAAACUUGGUGAACGAAAAUGCGAGGAGAUAAUUUCGUGGUUAUCAAUGAUGUCCCAUUUUAACAAUACCUUUUUACAGAUAUCGACUGGUGAAAAGACAUUGGAUGGUCUAGCAGUUGAUUGGAUAGUGGGGAAUCUCUACUGGUCCACUGGGGGAAAUCGACAAAUUUGGGUCUCUCGUCUAGACGGUGCUUGGCCACGUCUUCUUCUCACUCUGGAAGAUUUCGAUGCUGGCGCUGGUAGUUCAGCCAGCGGAGGUGGUGAUAAGGAAUCGGCAGAUGUCUUGGGGGAUCCUUACAGCGAUGAGACU